AAUUAAGGGGACAGAWAUAUAUGAUUCAAAGCAUGGAACAUUUAUAGAUCUGGGUAUGCUUGAUGUUUUACAAAUAUUUGGUCGUGCUGGAAGACCUCAGUUUGAUACUUCUGGACAUGGAAUGAUUAUUACCCCACACUCCAAACUUCACAAAUACUUAUCGUUACUUACCAAUCAAAUACCAAUUGAAAGUUGUUUUGUACAACAUCUUGUUAAUAAUUUGAAUGCUGAGGUUGUGUUAGGGACAAUAUCAAAUGUCGAGGAAGCUGUUAUGUGGCUUAGUUAUACUUAUUUAUUUGUUAGAAUGCGUAUAAAUCCUCAUGUCUAUGGCAUAUCACUUGAAGAAGUUGAAUUAGAUCCAAUGUUAGUCAACAAAAGAAAAGAAUUUAUAAUUAGUGCAGCAAUGGCUUUAGAUAGAGCACAAAUGUUACGUUACAACGAAAGAACUGGAGAUCUUUCUUCUACAGAUAUGGGUCGCACAGCUAGUCAUUUCUAUAUUAGUUAUGACAGUAUUGAAAUAUUUAAUCAAUGUCUAAAGCCUUUUAUGAAUAUGUCAGAAAUAUUAUCAAUGAUUUCUAGUGCAAAAGAAUUUGAUCAGUUAAAGGUCCGUGAUGAUGAAGUUAUUGAGUUAGAAACAUUAGCUCGUAAAUAUUGUCAUGUUGAUUGCCAAAGUUCAGCUGUAAAUGUGAAUGGUAAAGUUAAUAUACUUUUACAAACAUAUCUCGCACGUGGUAGAGCUAAAUCUUUUUCAUUAAUAUCUGACCUGGUGUAUAUCUCACAAAAUGCAACAAGAAUUGCACGGGCAUUAUUUGACAUGGUUUUACGUCGUAAUAAUGCAAUGAUGUCAGCUAAAUUAUUAGAAAUUUGUCAAAUGUUUGAAAUGACGCAAUGGGAAUUUGAAUCUGAAUUACGACAAUUUUCUGAUGUUCUUCCUUGGGAAAUUAUAGAUAAAAUUGAGCAAAGAAAAUUAUCAUUUAGCCGUAUUCGAGAAAUGGAUGCAAAAGAAUUAGGUAUUAUUCUUAGAAAUCAAAAUGUAGGUGCUGCUGUUAAAAAGUGUGCCAUGCAACUUCCAUAUAUUGAAGCUACUGAAAGUAUUCAACCUAUUACUAGAACUAUUUUAAGAAUAAAUUUAGAAAUAUUCCCAGAAUUUGAAUGGAAUGAUAGGUUUCAUGGUAAAACAUCAGUUGCAUUUUGGAUUUGGAUCGAAGAUCCGGAAACAGACAUGAUAUACCAUUGGGAACAGUUUCUUAUUACUAAAAAUCAGGUUGUUAGAAAAGAAACUCAAAAGUUAAUAUUUACCAUACCUUUGGUUGAACCAUUACCAUCACAAUAUAUACUACAUUGUACAUCAGACCGAUGGUUAGGUACAACAUUUACUACACCAUUAACAUUCCAGCAUCUUAUAAUACCACAUAGUCAUGCUUCAGUGACAGAUUUAUUGGAACUUCAGCCAUUACCAAUAUCUGCUCUUAAAAAUCAAAAUUAUCAGUCUUUAUAUAGUUUUACACACUUUAAUCCAAUACAGACACAAAUAUUUCACUGUUUAUAUCAUACUGACAAUAAUGUACUCUUAGGAGCGCCUACYGGAUCUGGUAAAACAAUAGCGGCUGAAAUUGCUAUGUUCAGAGUAUUCAAUGAACAGCCAGAUGCCAAAGUAGUGUAUAUAGCUCCAUUAAAAGCACUUGUUAGAGAACGUAUGAAUGAUUGGAAAAUACGAUUAGAAGAGAAAUUAAAAAAAUCAGUUGUGGAAUUAACAGGUGAUGUCACACCUGACAUAAGAKCCAUUUCAAAUUCAUCCGUGAUUGUUACUACUCCAGAAAAAUGGGACGGUGUUUCUCGUAGUUGGCAAACCCGUAACUAUGUCCGUCAAGUAGCUUUAGUAGUACUUGAUGAAGUUCAUCUUUUGGGUGAAGAUCGUGGUCCAGUGUUAGAGAUAAUAAUAUCUAGAUUAAAUUUUAUAUCAACGCAUACAGGACAACWUACUCGUCUUGUAGCCUUGACAACUGCUUUAUCAACGGCUGCUGAUCUUGCAGCUUGGUUACACAUAGGAGAAAUGGGGCUUUACAAUUUCCGUCCAUCUGUGAGGCCAGUUCCUCUAGAAGUACACAUUAGUGGCUAUGCUGGAAGAAAUUAUUGUCCAAGAAUGGCAACCAUGAACAAACCUAUUUAUCAAGCUAUUAGACAACACUCUCCAACCCAACCAGUUAUGAUUUUUGUGUCUUCGAGGAGACAAACCCGACUAACUGCAUUAGAUUUGAUUGCCUACUUAGGUGUAGAAGAUAACCCUAAGCAGUGGGUUCGGAAAAGCGAUUAUGAAAUGGAUCAAAUCAUUGAAAAUAUUAAAGAUCCAAAUUUGAAGCUUUGUCUUGCUUUUGGUUUAGGCUUACAUCAUGCUGGAUUACAAGAUCGAGACCGUAAGAUUGUUGAAGAAUUAUUUGUUAACCAACAUAUUCAAGUUUUAAUAGCUACUUCAACUCUGGCAUGGGGUGUUAAUUUUCCUGCACACUUUGUWAUAGUAAAAGGUACUGAAUUUUAUGAUGGAAAACUCAAAAGAUAUGUUGACAUGCCAAUUACAGAUGUGUUACAAAUGAUGGGAAGAGCAGGACGACCUCAAUAUGAUAAUAUGGGAAUAGCACUCAUAAUGGUUCAUGACAUAAAAAAAACUUUUUAUAAAAAAUUUUUGUAYGAACCUUUUCCUGUCGAAUCAUCCUUGUUAGAGGUAUUGCCUGACCAUUUUAAUGCUGAAAUAGUGGCUGGAACUAUUAAAACAAAACAAGAUGCCAUUGAAUAUUUGACUUGGACAUAUCUUAUACAAAGACUGAUGAAAAACCCAGAAUAUUAUGGAUUACAUAGCUUGGAGGAAAGUUCUAUAAACACAUUUCUUUCUGAUUUAGUUGAACGAUGUAUUGGAACUCUAUAUUCUAGUUAUUGUGUGGAAAUCGACGAGGAUCAGCGUACUUUAAGACCUACUUCAUUAGGUCAUAUUUCUUCUUAUUACUAUUUACAACAUAAAACAGUUAAAACUUUUCAAGAGAGAUUAAAGGGUGAACUUAGUAUGAAUGAUUUAAUAAAAGUCUUGGUUGAUGCCGAGGAGUUUAGUUUACUACCAGUUAGACAUAACGAAGAUCUCAUGAAUACAGAAUUAGACAAACAAUGUCCUAUUGAUGUUGGUAGUCGUCUAUAUGAAUGUUCUCAUACCAAAACAUUGAUUUUGCUUCAAGCACAUUUCUCCCGUUUGAAAAUGMCAUGUUCAGAUUAUAUAACUGAUCUCAAGUCGGUAUUAGACCAAUCUAUACGUAUUUUACAAGCAAUGAUAGAUAUUAGCGCGGAAGCUGGUUAUUUGGUGCUGUGUUUAAGAUUAGUACAACUGAUGCAAAUGAUUAUUCAAGCCCGAUGGGUGACUGAUCCACCUGUUAUUACUUUACCUGAUGUAGAGAAACAUUUGAUACCAUCUAAAGUGUUGCCGAUGCUUAGCUUGCCCCAUCUAUGCAAUUUGGCUCUUAAAAGUUAUAAAUUGUUUGAAGAAAUUAUGUUAAAAACUCAACUUGAACAUGAAGAAAUUGAAAAAGCAUUUAAAACUAUUAUAGAUAUACCAGUUGUAGAAGUACRUCUAUUUAUUCAAGGUAAUUGGUCUGAUAGUGAAGAAGUUCAAAAGAAACCUGUAGAGAAUGGUAAACGAAUAGAAAUUUUGGCAGGGUCGGAGUAUACAUUAGUUGCAGAAAUAAAAAUCCUCAAUCGUAUAAUACCAUCAAAAGCAUAUGCACCAAAAUUUUCCAAACCAAAGGAUGUUGGUUGGUUUAUGAUUCUUGGUUCAAUAGAACAAUGGGAGCUGAUAGCACUUAAACGUAGUACCAAUAACCGCUAUAGAACAACUUCUAGCAGACUAGCAUUCAAUACACCCACAAAACCUGGUUUUUUUAAAUUGGACUUUUUACAUGAUGUCAGAUUGUUACCUAGGUUUGGACCAACAAUAUGAAGUUGAAUUGAAUGUGAUAUGAAAAAAAAUAUAUUAAAAAUUAC
Molecule: messenger RNA, 4020 nt
Organism: Diuraphis noxia (Russian wheat aphid)
Lineage: Eukaryota; Metazoa; Arthropoda; Insecta; Hemiptera; Aphididae
Gene: obe
Product: activating signal cointegrator 1 complex subunit obelus
Molecular function (GO): ATP hydrolysis activity; nucleic acid binding; ATP binding
Source: RefSeq, a predicted model, not a curated record